This is a messenger RNA of Racocetra fulgida, 911 nucleotides long. The record is from the annotation of a GenBank genome assembly. Lineage: Eukaryota; Fungi; Glomeromycota; Glomeromycetes; Diversisporales; Gigasporaceae.
UCUUACUAGCUUUACAACGACUCUAACAAACAAUCAAUCCAUUCCUAACACCCCUAACUCGAGUAUUCUUGAUAAUUCAGAUAAAAGUAGUGUUCUUACAGAAACUUUGGAAAAUUUAACUGGAAAUGAAAAGAUUGUAUUAAAUGUUGGUGGAAUAAAGUAUGAAACUUAUAGGUCAACUUUAACAGCUUAUCCAACUACAUUACUUGGUUCUAUAUUUCUUUAUAAUGAUCAUCAAAAUCCUUUUUGGGAUCCAAAUCUUGAUGAAUUUUUUAUCGAUAGAGAUGGUCAUUUGUUUCAUUAUGUUAUGCAAUUCUAUCGAACUGGAAAAGUUCCUACCAUUGAUCAAGCAAUAGGAUUAAUUCCUUUAACAUCAGCUGAGUUAGAGGAUGAAUUGGAAUAUUUUAAAAUUCCUAUAUAUCCACCUUCUUCAUUCUCAUCAACAACUUUAUCUCCCAAUCAGCUAUCCUUACGUCACAAAAUGAUAGCUUCCGAAAUUGAUUCUUUUAUUCAAACUCUAACUUCUACUCUCUUAUCUAUAUCUUCUCAAUUCAAAAAAGAAUUUUUCUUUAAACGUAAUUUUCAAAUUUAUUUUGAAAUAAAUUUUCAUGAUAAUGAUCGAAUAACGGAUUUUAACAUAUCUCCAAAUGUUCCUACAACUUUGAAACAACAAUUACAAAAAGAAUUUGAUGGCUUUUCCUUAUUGGGUUACGCUAUUUUAGAAAAGUUUGGUGAAGAUAUUGGAAGAUAUAUGAUAAGUAAUGUUCAAGGUUGUACUUGGGAGUGUAAUAAAACUAAGGAUGUUGGAUGGGGUGGUGUACAUCAAAUAUAUAAAAUUAAGGUUGGUGUUGAGAAUAGUUUUGAACAUGGGGACGUGGUUGAGCAUUGUUGUUUGGCUAAUGUUGGUAGUG